UCAAGCCUUGCCUUCCCUUGCAACUUUUAUCUCUCUCCGGAAAGUUUAUAGGCUCAUCAAUGCGUUUCGUUAGAGCAUCGAUCCGGGUUCGUAGCCGACUACAGAUUUGGGUCUGUGAUCCUACACGAGGGUCUUGAUCCUUCCUAUCAUCUCCCCAGUCGCCGUAUGGUUAGAGUUCGAGUUUUAGAAACCGAGAUUGCUAAAUGCUUAUCGCGAGCCAAUGGAUGAGCGCUGACUGGAGGAAAGUGAUGAAGUCACAACUAUAAUAAGAGGAGGUGGAGAAAGGGAAGAGCUGCCGACUGCUGCGGAACAGCCCUUCACUCAAGGUGGGGCACAGCUUUCGCAAGUAGUAGUGAAUGAAGAGAAAAAAGGGUCCCGGUUGUCGAGUUUAAGCAUGAAGUCUGCGCUGUCUUAUCCGCUAAAGUUUAGGGAGUCAUUGAAGAAGAUCACCAAGAGCCAAAGCAUGAUAAUGUAUCUCGAGGGGUCCCCCGAUGAUCCAAGGGAUGUGCAAAUCGUCGAGUCUUUUCGGGACCUGCUCUUUCUCGAUGGCCAUACUUUGGGGAAACAAAUUAACAACCACGCGCAGUAUAAACCAUCUGUGGAGUUUCUAAGAAUGAGAGAUUUUGAUGUUCCAAAAGCAAAAGAAAUUUUUCUUGACUAUCUUGAGUGGAGGGAAGACUACAGGGCCGAGGCGAUUUCAAAGAUACUGCCGGAGUUCAAGUAUGAAGAGUACUCCGAGGUAAAGUGUUAUCCUCAUGGAUAUCAUGACUUUGAUAGAUAUGGUAGACCGAUAUAUAUCGAAAGGAUUGGCAUGGUGGACCUCAAUUCUCUGCUGCAAGUGACUACAAUAGAACGGUUUGUUAGAUAUCACGUAUGAGAAAGAGAGAGGAUACAAGAUCUGAGGUACCCGGCAUGCUCGAUUGCAGCGAAGAGGCAUGUAGCUUCUACAACAAGUAUUUUAGACGUUAAGGGAGUUGGAACGUCGAAUUUCUGAAUGCCCACAAGGUAUCUCCUAAUGGAGAUUCAGAAACUCGAUAGUAAUUACUACCCAGACGGGUUGCAUAGGCUCUUCAUUGUCAAUGCCGGAUCGGGGUUCAAGAUGCUGUGGAAAGCCCUCGAAGCUUUUCUUGAUGCGAGUACAUAUGCUAAGAUCAAAGUGCUGGGAUGUGACUGUCCCAACGAUCUCCUCGAGUAUGUUCUGGUCCUUGCAUAUCAAAACUUGCCGAAUUUUCUGGGAGGAAAUUGCACAUGCUCUGUCUAUGGUAGUUGCUUGUUUAGCGACAAAGGACCGUGGCAUAAUCCGGAGACUGUAGAGAUGGUUCAGGUU
Messenger RNA from Rhodamnia argentea, 1327 nucleotides. RefSeq names its product phosphatidylinositol/phosphatidylcholine transfer protein SFH11. The record is from RefSeq and is a predicted model, not a curated record. NCBI's taxonomy places the organism in Eukaryota, Viridiplantae, Streptophyta, Magnoliopsida, Myrtales, Myrtaceae.